Molecule: messenger RNA, 6751 nt
Organism: Nothoprocta perdicaria
Lineage: Eukaryota; Metazoa; Chordata; Aves; Tinamiformes; Tinamidae
Gene: CCDC50
Product: coiled-coil domain containing 50
Exons: 11
Coding region: 9-914 (301 amino acids)
Cellular component (GO): cytoplasm
Molecular function (GO): ubiquitin protein ligase binding
Source: RefSeq, a predicted model, not a curated record
CGCUCGGCAUGGCCGGCAUCGGCAUCGACCACUCCAAGCUGCCCGGCGUCAAGGAAGUGUGUCGAGACUUCGCUGUUCUGGAAGAUCAUACCUUGGCCCAUAGCCUACAGGAGCAAGAGAUCGAGCAUCACUUGGCAACAAACAUUCAGCGAAAUCGCCUAGUGCAACAUGACUUGCAGGUGGCCAAGCAACUGCAAGAGGAGGAGGAUCUGAAAGCACGUGCUCAAAUCCAGAAACGCCAAAAAGACCUGGAGCGCCAGGACUGCGAGAUAGCUCAGGAGAUCCAGGUGAAGCUGGUAUUUGAAGCAGAGCAGCGACGCAGACAAGAAGAAAAAGAUGAGGACAUUGCUCGUCUCCUGCAGCAAAAGGAGUUGCAGGAAGAAAAAAAGCGCAAGAAGCACUACCCCGAAUCCCAGGGACACCCAGGCUAUGAAGACAGUUAUUAUUCAGAGAAUGGAGGAACUAAGCCAAGGGGAUCAAAGCAAGCUAUUUAUGACAAACCUCGAAGGGAACAGGAAUUAUCUGAUGCAGAGAUUGCUCGAAAACUGCAAGAGGAAGAGCUGCUGGCCAACCAGAUGGAUGAGAAGGCAGCUCAAGUAGCCCAAGAUGAGGAAAUAGCCCGUCUGUUGAUGGCUGAGGAGAAGAAAGCUUUCAAGAAAGGGAAGGAACGAGAAAAGUCUUCUCUUGAAAAGAGGAGGCAUGAUCAAGACUGGAAGUACGAUGGAAGUGAGUCGGCGCGCUCAAAGUCAAAAGAAGGACUUGAACCUCAGCGGCACAAAGGCGACAGGUCUUCACGGUCACAGCCUCUCCUUGAUGACUUUGAAUACCCUCGUUAUUACACAAGCCAGCCUAGCCCCUCACGCCAGUUCCCCAAACACGAGCAGUCUCCUAAAGGUUCCCGUAGGAAGCAGUAAACUGCUGGCCUUGCUUUGGUACUGACUCUUCUGUAGCAAACUUUACUGGAAUUGCCAGGCAACUUUCUCAACUCCUUACCCAACGGGAGGUCCACCCUCCACCCUCAGGAUCUCCUCUUUAGCUGUCAUCGUAUUAAUAAGGAACAUUUGUUCAUUUCAGUUUUAGUCAUAUGUCACCACUUCAGCAGUGCAGUACAAUCUAGCCGCUAUGGAGCUGUGUGAAUCAACUAGCUGAUUUAAGAGAUUUUUUUUAUUAUUUUUUUUUUUAAACUUUGAUUGGAGCUUGAACAAAUAGAGAUGCAUGUACAGGAAAAUUCCAGAUACGAGUUGGGUUAUGGCAAUGCAGCAGAAUGUUUGGAAUACAAGUCCUUACCCUAUUAGGAUCACUUAAUGCAGAGUUAUAAGAGGGAACGUGUUUUUUCUAUUUGCUGAGCCAAUCCAAUAGAGACACAUAUUAGUUUGCAGGGAGGAGAGAGCGUCUUUACAACAUACACCAGAAAAGGCUAGAACUUGAAGCUGAUAAGGAGGAAUUUGCUUGUAGCACAAAUUUUCUUAACUGCUGUCGUUCUUUCUAGGGUUUCCAGCAAGCACUCCUAAAUUCUCCAUGGGUAGAAUUCUCCAUAGGUGCAGCCAGACAUUCAGCUCAAAGUUUUUGGAUAGGAAAGCUAAGAGCACUCUUAACUUCUAAGGGGCUCCAGUGAGUUGCCAAAGCUCAAUCCAAUUGUGGAUUAGAAAGAAUUUUGGAUUAGAAAGAAUCACACACACUGACUUUAAUGCUUAAAAAGACCUCUGUGGUCAUCCGCUUUGGGCUUCAGUAAAAUGCAAAUAAUUCAUUCACGCCAAGCAGGGACUUCUGUUACUCCUUGCUCAGUUGCUCAUGCACUGAGCCUGAACCUGAAUAUGUCUUGGAAACACAGGCCUGAAGGAGAAUGCAUGGGCACUAGACAUUGAAUCCAAAACCCACAGUAACAGGCAACUUGGAGACACUGAAUCUAAACCAGUCAAGAAAAUAUCUGUGCUAUCUGCCAUCCUUCCACAUUGCUCCAUAGAGCAUCCCCAUCAGAUUCCACCCUGGAUUAAGUGAUUGCUCUCUGGGGCAUGGUUGUACCUGACAGCUUAAGUUAUCUGUACAAAUUUGCCCACACUGACAUUUUUUUCCCUACACUCAUUGAAAAUCAUUCUGCUCUUAAACAGAUAAUUUUGCCCUUGGCUUUCUCUCAUUCUGUAUCUUUUUAUUAAGUCUUUGAGCAUUUUAACCUGCGAACCUGAGCAGAGGAUUAAUGGCUUGGAGUCUGUUAGCCAGUUCCAGCUAGUUACUGGCUUUAGGAGCCUGGUUGGCAGCAGCAGAGCCUGCUUGUGGUGCCCUGCACCCCAGCUUCCUUAUGGCCUGGCACCAAGUCCGUCCCGCUGUGCUUUUCAUUCCUUGAUAGCUGGUGCAAUCCUGCUCCGGAUUUUGGGGGCAGAGUCACAACUGUGCUCGUCCCCUCCCCAACCUGCUUCUCUGCCUGGGAAGGAGGAGGCUGCCAACAUGUAGAGCUUCAUAGAGGGGAAACGUUGGCCUGGAACAUUGGUAGGAAAUUGAAGAGAGAAGAGAUUGAGGUGCUCGUCUCUUGCACCAAUUCACAAGUCAAGGCCCAAGGCAGCUACGUGGCUUUGGCUGUUCAUGAGAAAAUUACUGUGAAACAAAUUGCUGGAAGACAAAAGGUAACUUGUUUUUCACAUAAAUUGCAAGGCCAUAUCUAAGAGCAUUGCAAGAACCUCUGCUUUGCCUUAACCCUGGUGAAAACCUUCCACCUCCUGCCCUUCCUGGGAUGUUGCUGCCGGUUCCCAAUCUACAAAAUACCAACUAAUCCCCUGACAGAGCUUUGUUCUAGGCAUGCACUAGCCAGAAAACAUAGCAACACAGGACCUUGUGCAUCAGCAGCAUCCCAUUAAUUGCGUGUUCUUGCUUGCAGACCAUGAGCCUGCCCACCUUCAUCCACCCCCUAAGUGACUUGCAAGCUGUCGCUUGCUUGCUGCUUCUUCUCAGGAAAUAUCCCAGCCCGCGGCUAGGUUUUACUGUCCUUGCAUUGUGCCCUCUUCUCUCUCCAUCUCUGUCCAUUCAGAAGUGUUAAUGUUAUUUCAAAGGAACCGGGGGGGGAAAAAAAAAUCCAACGUAGACCGUAUAUUUUUUAUUUGAUAACUUGGGCCAAUGUGGCAGACUCGUUUGCAAUGAUUUCAUUUUAUAAAUGUUUAUUUUUAUAUUUCAUGUAACAGUCAAUUUUUACUGCUGAAAAUGCUGGGAGUUUUUUGGUGAGUUUCUUCCUCCCUUGCAUUCCACCAGGCUGUAUUUAUUGUUGUGAAAUGGGUCUCCAGUGGGGAUUUAUGUACUGAUACUUCUACAAAUAACCUAGUCCAGGCCCUGCUGCUUGUCAUUUGGUGCACUUGUGAAAACUGGAUGGGAAAAAUCUUGCCAAAUCAGACUGUGGUUUUGUGGGCAAAAUAGUGAUUCUAUGUGCAAGGCAAGGAGAAGUCAGCAACUAGGAAUUCAGCCCUCCCUGGAUUUCUGUAGCUGACUGUGGAUUUUCUUGCACUGCAGUUGGCUGCUGCAACUUCUGUCUUAUCUUAAUCAGGGAAGUCAUUAAGUCCCUGAGCCUGCUGACAUCUGAAGAACCUGCUAAUUCAGGGAAGAUACUCGGGAGUGUGGGAGUUGUUGGCUUCAGUAGGAGCGGAUAGGCACUAGAUGGUGAGAGUGUUCUGGCUGACCUGCUUGCAACUUGGGAAAGUCCAAAGGGCAUCCCAAAGCCUAGACUGUGAUGUUGCAGGGUCUCCUUAUGAGCCUCUUCUGGAUUGCCGAGAUAUCUGUCCCUGGCACUGAGAAGAGGGAGGCCAAGGGAAGGAUCCCAGGAGCAUCUGGUGUUUCUGCAGAUGCCUUCAGAGAGAGCUGUGCUUUAGGGGCUGUUCAACUCUUAUGUUCCACUCCCCUUAUUCUUAAUUUUAUUCUUACUCCUUGCCUCAGUUACAAGGGUUAGCAAAUAACAAUCUUUUUCCCCAUUUUGUUUUUUAUAGCCUUUCUGAAGAAGGAGGCCCUGAGGUUAUGUUGGAAAGGACCUGCCUACACCUAGAGAGAUCAACUUAAAAUCAGUAACUGAGGAAAGCCUAUAGUAAAUAACUGUAUGGAUAAUGAACUAUUCCUCUAACAGGCCCUGUGGGCCUCAUACAGUCAGCAGGCUAGAGACUUCCUAAGCCAAACAUUGCAACUGAGCUUGCACAUUUAGCAGCUAUGUUGGGAUCCUCCCGCAGCCCCAGUGAAGUCAGCAAGUGUGAGUUAAGGUUGUGGAUCAACAAGGACCCAGUUCGCCUUGGGGCUCAGUGGCCCCAGUUUUGCUGAAGUCAGGGAGAUGCAGCAGCGCAGGCCAGAUGCAAAAUCAGCACCUCGCAUGUGCGUCCCUGGAAAGGGGCGCAUUAAAGUCAUUGUUUUAAAAAGAUCCAACGAGAGCAAUAUUUCCUUUCCAAAACAUUUUAAUACCUUACACUUUUUGCUGUCUUUUGCCAAGUCUUUGUAGCUUUGCCUAUGGUUUUGUUCUAGAUUUAAAGUAUACCUAGGCUAUUUUGACUCUAUAUGCAUUUCUCACUGUGCGUGUUAAUAAGACAACCAUAGUCACGUGAGAAGCUUGUCACCAUGAAACCUUGUCCCUUCCUUACCUCCAUAGCAGGCACAUCCCACCAGCAAGAGCUCCUCCAGCUUCUCACCUCUGUCCGAAGCACAAGGACCUGCAGAGGAGAGGGCAGCGAGCCGAGAGAUCGUGCCUUACGUGCGGGGACGCUCCGUGUCUCCAGUUUAGUCUGAUCUGAGUCACCUUGCUAUGAAACACUGUCUUAAUUGUGGACUGUGCAGCUUCCUGCAGCGAGGAGCGGUAGUCAUCGUGGGGAUGGAUCCAGCAGGGUCAUCUCAUGGGUUUUGGGGGAACUUUAUGGUUUUGAAUUUAGUAGGGGGAAAGGAGAAUGCGAGUUGUUAGGGGGUGAGAUUAAGUCUUUCCGUUGGAUUUCUCCCAUGGGGAGGAGAGAGAAAAGUUACAAAUUGCUGCAGUCUGCUUCACUCUGUAAAAGGGAUCUUAUAUGUACAGUAUUUUUAUAUCUCUGCAUUUCCACCUGCCAAUCUUGGAAUCAGAAUUAAGAACAUCUCUCAGUUAGGAAUUUUUUCUUUUUUUUUUCUUCUUUGUAAGUUUUCAUUUUGUGCCAAAUUGCAGCCACUGUUACAUUUUCUCAGUUUGUCAUAAACUCAGUUCAUUGCUAGUGAUCAAUGUGUAUAUUAUAUAUAUUUUUUAUUAUCCAGGUUUUUAUUUUAAUUCCUGUUAACCUGUAUGCAAGCUAACUGUGGAUUGCUAAUUUAUGUACGAAGCGGGGCUCGGAGGCGAGGGGAGCAGCCCCUGCUCGGUGCCGCGGCGCAGCCGGGCUGCAGAGCACCCGCCGCUGGCACCGGACGUUCCCCGGGGCUCUGCGGGGCGAAGCCGUGCCCGCUGCCGGCCUCGUGGCACUCGCUGGUGCUGCAGGGUGCCCUGCAGGCAGCAGAGCACAGCCCCUGGGCACGCACUGAUGGGCAACGGGGUUGGCACCUUGGCCGCCCUGCUUGCGGCAGGGGCACCGGGGGAGCAGCCGCAGCAGCAGUUGUUGUAGUUUGGGGUGACUUUGGGGUGACUUUAGGGUGACUUUGAGGUUUACUCUGCCCAAUCUCCUCUCCCAGGAGCCAGGUGAGGCUCUUGGGAUGCUGCUUGUCUAGUUUGGCAGCAGCUUUGGGAGCUGUGUGGGGGAUAGCGCCAAGGCACAGCAGUGCCCCUCACACCCAACGCACCACCACGCAGGUUCUCACUGCUGCGUGCAGGUGCCACACGGGCUGCUGUGCCCACGGCAGGCCACAGCUGCAGAUUUUUGUCAGGAGAUCACCCUGCCCUCGGCCUUGGGGUUGGACAUUUCCUCAGCUGCCUUUUCCCCUUGGGUAGCACAAGGCUUAGGCCGUGCAGCUUGGACUCGUCCCAGGAGAGGACACUGGCGCACACGCAACUGAGUGUUUUCUACUUCACGGUAAACAAGUUUCACUGUAUCAGUGUUCGCUCUAAGUAGACUCCACAGUGUGUCUCCAGCUGCCUCUGUGCACUGCAAUAUAGUUAACUUCCUCAGAGAAAUACCUGCAGUUGUCGAAUUUAGCUCUUUAGGGUAGACUUUCAGCCUGUGGAAUCUAAAUGUUAGCCAUAGGAUGUGACGGAUUAGCCAAAUGGUUUAAAUUCCUCAGAGCUGCAAGUUUACUCUGUGUUGCAACAGCUAAUCCUUAAUUGCAAAUUACGCACUGACAAUAGUCCAUCUAUGCAAGCCUUCUUGUUCUUAUUUUGAGCGUUCACUAUAAUUUUACCAUUUGGCAUAGAGCUUCUGAAUGACAUUUAACCAAAGUAUCAUGUCUGUGUGUGUGAAUAGCAUGUUUUGCUUCAUACCCCCGAAUUCAUUGAAUGUAAAGAGAACAUUGCCUUGCCCCAUCUUGUCAAUAAACCCUUGUCUUUUGUAAUCCACCACAUCUGUCUGGCCCUGCGUGUGCUUUUCUGGGAGCAGUGAACCGGGUCCUUUUCCACCCAUGGUGACUCAGAAGGUCUUCCUGCUGCAUGCUCCACUUCGGUUUGGUUACACAAGGGCAAGGGAAAAUGGUGCUUUGUUCCAGCCUUGCUUCCUGGAGUUUAGCUUCUUCUAUCAAUAAUUAUGUUCUUCCAAUCUAAUAGAUGUAGCUUAAUGACAAUUUGUAUUUGACUAUUUCAUGGUUAGAGCAAUGGAAGGAGUUGUAUAUUGUUGUGGAAGGAAUUUGGACUGUUACA